Ochlerotatus camptorhynchus is the source of this 3443-nucleotide messenger RNA. It is a transcript of the gene metro, whose product is annotated as membrane palmitoylated protein 7-like protein metro. The coding region runs from base 822 to 2594 and encodes 590 amino acids. The record is from RefSeq and is a predicted model, not a curated record. Gene Ontology annotation, cellular component: plasma membrane; cell-cell junction. Gene Ontology annotation, molecular function: protein binding. NCBI's taxonomy places the organism in Eukaryota, Metazoa, Arthropoda, Insecta, Diptera, Culicidae. The transcript is spliced from 12 exons.
UCACUGACUGACUGCGGAUUGGGAAUCUCGUGUGUGUGAUGUUUUUGGUGCCUGCUUAGGAAGGACUUCUUGAUUGACAAAGUGCUUGUGCUGUUCCUUCCCGAGAAGUGGUGAAGAUAGCGAGGGUCGAGUGAAGAUAAAUCCACCGAAUACCAGAAGGCGGAUUAUGCGAAGCAUUGAGCAAUUCUGGUGAAAAUGUGCUAGACGAAAAAAAUAAAUAUAAGAAGCAGAAAUAAAACACCAGACGGUCAACGACGGUGUGGUGGCAGAGCAGCGAACAGAAGAAAAAAAAAACCGCUUUUCUUUUUCGGUCUACCGUAAGCCGAGUGAAACCCCCAUACACGACCCAGCCGUGUCAAAUAUUUUCAUCCCGGUUGAGCAUCUGCCGAGUGUGUCCCGCACACGUACGUCCGCGAAAGUGGUGUGUCUGUGAAAAUCAGUGCUGAAAUAAACUAACGUGAAAUAUCUCGGGACUAUCCCGAACCCGGGGUCUCGCUGUGAAAAGCAAGGAUCGUAAAAAGAUGAAAAUAAUCAAGUGUUUCUAGAGUGCAGAGUGUAAAAAUUAAGCAGUACAGCUUCCUGCCGUAGUUGAUUCACAACAGAAGAAUAAUAGUGUGCUAAAGUGAGGCACGCUGUGUGUAGUGUUAAUUAUACAUAAUAAAUUAAAAGUGCAUUUAGAGAAUAGAAAGUGACGGUGACAGUCGCUUUGCCUAGACACGCGUAGCUGCAGUGCCGUCCACGGUCGGGCGGAGUUGGACGAGAAGGAGGAAGAACGCUGAAUCCUAGCGAAAGCGUCGCGGCUUUGUACUAAACAGUAGAUAAUGACCGCUGCGGUUAUGGCAUCCGACGGAAGUUAUGACCCAGUGAUUUCGAAGCUGAUCACAUCGCUCAAGGAAGCGGACAGUUUAUCGAACGAACAGGAGCUUGGCUUUCUACAGAACCUGCUCCAAUCCAAGGAGCUCAACGCACUGGUCAAUGUACACAGCAAAGUUGCCAAAAUCAAUAAGGAUGAUCGGAUAGCACCGCUCCUGUCGUCAUCUAUGCAGGUACUCAUAGAAGUAUUAGAAUUACUAGCACCAAGAUGCCACAUCUCGCCGCUGUGUAGGGAAGUAUUCCAUAUGCUGCAGACGCCACAUUUGCAGAGCCUCCUGUUCGCACACGAUGCCAUAGCGCAAAAAGACUUUUAUCCUCACCUGCCGGAGAUUCCAGUCGAAGUGGACGAGGACGAGGAGACGAUUAAAAUCGUACAACUAGUGAAAAGUAACGAACCAUUGUGUGCUGGAGCACAGAGUGCGGAACCAAUCGUAGGUGCCACAAUCAAGACCGAUGAGGAAACGGGCAAAAUCAUCAUCGCACGAAUCAUGCACGGAGGAGCAGCCGAUCGAUCCGGGUUGAUCCACGUGGGUGACGAGGUGAUCGAAGUUAACAAUAUCAACGUGGAGGGCAAAACACCAAGCGAUGUUCUGUCGAUACUGCAAAACUCCGAGGGAACCAUCACGUUCAAGCUGGUACCGUCGGAUGGAAAGCUGGACCAGAGGGAGAGCAAAGUGCGCGUGAAGGCAUACUUUGACUACGAACCGGAAAACGACCCGUACAUCCCGUGCAAGGAGGCGGGAUUGGGAUUCUACAGGGGUGACAUCCUGCACAUUGUGUCACAGGACGAUUCCUACUGGUGGCAGGCUCGGAAGGAGGGAGAAAAAACGACGAGGGCCGGACUUAUACCAAGCCGUGCACUGCAAGAAAGGCGUAUCCUACAUGAUCGCACUGCAAAGGAAACGAACGGUGAAGCUAAAAAAGGUUCAUGUGCCUCCAUUUGUUCGACACCACCCGGUUCGCCUAAUCCCAACAUUCCCUGUCGAGGGCCCAAAACUAAAAAGAUUAUGUACGAUACAGCCGAGAACGAUGACUUCGAUCGGGAGCUGAUCGCUACAUACGAAGAGGUGGCCAAACUGUACCCGAGGCCCGGCGUCUAUCGGCCGAUCGUGCUGAUCGGUGCCCCCGGAGUCGGUCGGAAUGAGCUGAAGCGUCGCCUGGUCGCUAGGGAUCCGGAGAAGUACAAGAGCUGUGUGCCAUAUACAACUCGUCCGAUGCGCCCGGGUGAAGUCGCCGGAAGGGAGUACCUCUUUGUGACACGCGAAAAGAUGGAAAGUGAUAUUGCCGCUGGGAAGUUCAUCGAGUACGGCGAAUACAAGGGGCAUCUGUACGGGACAUCGGGGGAAAGCGUGAAGACCAUUGUGAACGGAAACUGUGUAUGCGUCCUGAGUCCACACUAUCAGGCGUUGAAGUCGCUGAGGACGGCACAGCUGAAGCCGUAUAUUGUGCACAUUCGACCACCACCGUUCGAUGAGCUGAAGCAGUCCCGAACCAAGGCUCGUGCCCGUUCGACGUUCGAUGAGACCAAUUCGAGGGGUUUCACGGACGAAGAGUUCCAAGAGAUGAUCAAAUCGGACGAGCGGGUCAACACUCUCUACGGCCACUUUUUCGAUGACGAAAUUGUCAACGGUGACCUGACGGAGGCGUUCGAAAAGCUCCUAAACAUGGCCAACAAAUCCGAAUCGGAACCACUGUGGGCCCCGGUCAGUUGGGUGCAAUGAAGGCACAUCUGCUCUGCUGCCGCUACUGCUGUCGCCGCUGCUACUAUUGCUACAUCCGUUGCCUCCGGGCCGGAGUUUGUUGAGCUUACUUGAGCGAUCAAAAGGUGUUCGUAAAUUUAAAAUAAUUGAAUAAUUUUUGUUUUUUGUUGUUAUUGCACACACACAUACACAGAAGAGCAUACCCCCAAAAACCACUUUAUUAAGCGAUACGUUUUGUACCGAAUUGUGCUUUUGAUUGUGCUCGGCAUAAGGGCGAAUAAGUAAGCGAUUAAUGAUGGAAAGGCGAUGUUUGUUUAGUCUUAUAUUUAGUUGGAAAAUGUUUCAUUUGGUUAUUUUUACUUAAGUUAGAUCAAUUCAUUUCCGCGCUGGAAAAUCAACCUUCCAGCAGACCCUCAGAGAAUCAAACGUCCAGUUAAGAAAAUUGUUUGCUACUCGAUUUCUUCAUUGUAGGUUACGUUAAUUUAACGAGUUUGGAUUUUGAUAAUUUCUGUUAAAUAUAGUGAUCAAGCAUAACUUCGAACAUAAUGUGCAACUGGCAAUAAGGAAAUGAUUUGUAUGUGCUUCUAUAUGAUUGAAUACUUUCUCCCAUAUCCUAGAAACGUGCCUAGUUUGAAUUAUACGUUUUACCGAUAAUAGUCAGAAAUCAAAACUUUGGGCAAUUUUUUUGUUUCUAGUACGACACGAUUGAGUUUUAGGUUUAAACUAGAGGAAAAAAGAAGUAAGAGAUAACGGAUACUUUUCACUGCCCUUCGAUUCAGAGUAAGUUUAGUAGAAUGCAUUGACGACGAAAACGAUGCAAGACGCUGUUGAUUGAUUUCCGGAAAAUAAAUCACCUGUGUUGUUUGUCAA